AUGGGACAAGUACCCAGUGGAAAUGCUCCUGGACGUGGCUUGAAUAAGGAUAAAGAUAAUAAGAAGAAAGAGGGGUCUAAAAAAUGGGAGCCACCAGUACCUACACGUGUCGGUAAAAAGAAGAAGCAUUCCGAGUCGGCUGCAAAGCUGCCUGUUGUGCAUCCUACAACACGGUGCCGAUUGAAGCUAUUGAAGCUUGAGCGUAUCAAAGACCACUUGCUUCUUGAAGAGGAGUUUGUUAUGAAUCAAGACCGUCUUCGCCCUAAAGAUGAUCAUGAUGAAGAAGAGCGUACAAGAGUCGAUGACCUACGCGGUAGUCCUAUGGCUGUUGGUUCUUUAGAGGAGAUUAUCGAUGAUGAGCAUGCCAUUGUGAGUAGCUCGACGGGUCCUGAGUACUACGUGGGCAUCAUGAGCUUUGUUGACAAAGACUUGCUGGAGCCUGGAUGCAGUGUGCUUCUGCACCACAAGACCAUGGCUGUGGUGGGCGUCCUAUCCGAAGAUACAGAUCCAAGCGUAAGCGUCAUGAAGCUGGAUAAGGCACCAUCAGAGAGCUAUGCGGACGUCGGUGGUCUUGAAUCUCAAAUUCAAGAGAUCAAGGAAUCAGUGGAAUUACCGCUUACGCACCCGGAGCUGUAUGAGGAGAUGGGUAUACGUCCACCAAAGGGCGUGAUCUUGUAUGGUGUGCCUGGAACUGGUAAAACGCUUUUGGCGAAGGCUGUGGCGAAUCAGACCUCAGCUACAUUCCUCCGUGUCGUUGGCUCGGAGUUGAUCCAAAAGUAUCUGGGUGAUGGCCCUAAACUUGUUCGUGAGCUCUUUCGUGUGGCUGAUGAACAUGCGCCGAGUAUCGUGUUCAUUGAUGAAGUCGAUGCUGUGGGCUCGAAACGUUACGAUUCGUCAUCUGGCGGUGAGCGUGAAAUUCAGCGUACGCUGCUGGAGUUGCUAAAUCAACUUGAUGGCUUCGACUCACGCCAUGAUGUCAAGGUGAUUAUGGCUACUAAUAAGAUCGAGAGCUUAGACCCAGCUUUGAUUCGUCCUGGACGUAUUGACCGUAAAAUUGAAUUCCCCCUGCCAGACCAAAAGACUAAGAUGCAAAUUUUCCGCCUGCACACCUCGCGCAUGAACUUGGACCCUGAUGUCAAUCUGGAAGAGUUUGUGGCAAUGAAAGACGAUCUCAGUGGCGCCGAUAUCAAGAGCCUGACCACAGAGGCGGGUCUGCUGGCCCUGCGUGAGCGCCGCAUGCGCGUAACUAAGAAAGACUUCAUCACUGCCCGUGAACGUGUGAUUGACCGCAAGAAUGAAGGUACACCAGAGGGCCUGUAUCUAUAG
Molecule: messenger RNA, 1326 nt
Organism: Malassezia restricta
Lineage: Eukaryota; Fungi; Basidiomycota; Malasseziomycetes; Malasseziales; Malasseziaceae
Product: 26S proteasome regulatory subunit T2
Exons: 2
Coding region: 1-1326 (441 amino acids)
Biological process (GO): proteasome-mediated ubiquitin-dependent protein catabolic process
Cellular component (GO): proteasome regulatory particle, base subcomplex
Molecular function (GO): ATP binding; proteasome-activating activity; ATP hydrolysis activity
Source: RefSeq, a predicted model, not a curated record